AUGACGUUGCUAGGACUCCCACUCGAGCUACUUCAACGCAUCAUCAAAGAGACCAUCCCCGAGUCCAUCGAGAAUGUCGCAGUCACAUGCACCUCCUUGCAUAAUGCAAGCAAAAUCUAUCUAGACGAGCACAAACGCCUCCGAAAGAGAUACAAACACUUUUCUUACUCAAAAUACACCUUGUUAUCGCAGAGAGGGCCGAGGCACACCUGGAAGGGGCAUUGGGACCCUGUCACCCAGGAGACUGGCAUUGAAGUUCAGGGUGCCACCGAACUCAUCCAGGAAAUCGUCCGCAACCCAGUGAUUCCUCGAUAUAUCGAAACGGCCGACCUGAAGGGUAACGUGGGGAUGACGGAUGCCCCUGAUGACCUGGUUGAUGAAAACCCGGCGCUCCAUCCGAUUUUCCCGCGCAUCAAGAAUGAAGAUCUCAUCGACAAAGUUCGGAAUCUUUUGAAUGACUCGCACUAUCUGGCGGAGGCUGGUGUAGAUUCGGAGGCUUGGCUUUCGGGGAUGCUCGACGAUACGUCCGGACAUGCCGAGGUGUUGCUGUUGACGCUUCUCACCAACGUGCGUGAGCUUGCGCUGCCACAAAGUUGGGACCACCUCCCCGGCCGAAAUUCAGAACAUCUUCGCUAUGGAGAAGAGACACCACGCUCCGAUCGGAAGAUCAUCUGGCCGGUCUUGGAUGCUCUUGUGCGACGUGCAAACGACCCGACGAUUGCAGAAGCAGGUCUAUCCAAGUUGGAAGUUUACAGACCGUUUGCGGGAACUGGGUAUGAAUGCAGGAACGAGAUGACGGUCAACACCCCUUUCUUGGCUAUUAAAUCCGUUCGCGAGGCUUACAUUGGUGGCUGUAUUGCACUCGAUGACGGAUACACUGGAAUGCCAUUCGAUCCCGAAUACCCAGAGUACAGUCCACGCCUUGAGAGACUGGAGCUCGUGGGGUGCACCUUCGGGCCAGAAGAGAUGCGCGAAUUGCUUUCGCGCUUGCCGAACUUGAAGUGCUUGCACUUUGCGUACGAGACGAAGUGGCACGGGUGUGGCCACAACCUUGACGCUGGCGCGAUGAUGAACGCAAUCAUGGAAUGCACUGGUGAGACCUUGGAGGAGCUAUCCAUGUGGAUGAUGGUUCAUUAUGGCACCGCCGGCCGAACACUAGUCGAUAUGAAGGGCUUCAAACGACUCAAGUCACUACACAUUGAUGGUCUCACCUUGAUGGGACCAGAAUUCGACAAGGUCAACGAGGAGUAUGAAGUCGCAGAUGCCCCUGACGUUUGCCCGUUGGACGAGAUGGCGGCGCCGCGAGCCCUCGAUUUACUGCCGCCAUCCCUUGAGAAGUUCCAUUUUCAGACCGAACCGGUGGGAGAUCAUAGCAGAGAUUCCUCUGACCAGCUGAAGAAAUGCCUGGCAGCCUUGUUUGACGGCUUUGAGGAAGGGAGGGGGGAGAGAUUGCCAAACUUGCAAGAAAUUGUCGUUGAAGUCGUUCAAGAUGACAUGAAUCAGGAGAUGAAAGAGCAACUGGAAGGUAAAGGAGCUCAAGUGGUACUCAGUCCUGCAAAGGCGGAUCCCGACUUCGUGACAGACUUUUACCGCCGGUUCGGGGUCGGGAUUGUGCAUUGA
Messenger RNA from Colletotrichum chrysophilum, 1620 nucleotides. RefSeq lists its product as uncharacterized. Lineage: Eukaryota; Fungi; Ascomycota; Sordariomycetes; Glomerellales; Glomerellaceae. The coding region runs from base 1 to 1620 and encodes 539 amino acids. The transcript is spliced from 2 exons. The record is from RefSeq and is a predicted model, not a curated record.